AUGAGGAUAUGGAGUGUGGAAAGGCCUGAGACAGCUGCUGUGGGGGAUGCUGCAAAUACAGCACUGAGCAGUGAUGGGCUUCGGAUUGCUAUUUCUAAGGACAGCCAUGUGGAGGGCGUUUAUUUUCACCUGGGCACCAAGGGAAUAUCCCCUGGGUGUGCCAAACCCACUAAAAUAUUCCCACCUUUUGCAUCUCCCCCAGGAGCACUCACUGUGGGCCUUGUGCGACAGUGUCAGACAAUCCAUGGACGAGACCGGACGUGCAUCCCACCUCGGCUUCCCCCAGAGUGGGUCACCACACUGUUUUUUAUCAUCAUGGGGAUCAUUUCAUUGACUGUCACAUGUGGUUUGCUGGUGGCUUCCCACUGGCGAAGAGAAGCUACAAAAUAUGCUCGAUGGAUAGCAUUCACUGGAAUGAUCCUUUUCUGUAUGGCUGCCCUAAUAUUUCCAAUAGGAUUUUACAUCAAUGAAGUCGGAGGUCAACCUUAUAAAUUACCCAACAACACAGUAGUUGGGUCAUCAUAUGUACUUUUUGUCUUAUCAAUUUUCUUUACAAUAGUAGGACUUCUAUUUGCUGGCAAAGUUUGUUUACCAGGCUGAUGAAUGUCUAAAUUGCUUGACUUUUUUUUAUUAUUUUUUAUUUUAUUUUUAUUUUUAUUUUUGGAGGGUAGGGAGGACAAAGGCAAGGCACCUGAGUAGUCCUCUCAUAGGAAGAUGCUUACAUGAAACAUGCUGAAAAGAAAAAAAAAAUGCUUUGAUUUGUUCUCACUAUGCACUUUGGAUUAAAAAAAAUAUGAGAGCCUUUUUCAUAACCAAAUACAGACGAUAUUGACUAAAUCUGAGCAUAUUCAGGCAGUCAGGUCUGCACUGUGAUAGCAACUAGUGAAGGAGAAUGCUUUAUACUGAAAAGCAUGUGGCCCUUUGGGACUCUGUUGUUCCGUUUUUAACGUCUAAUGAUUCAUUUGAGG
Messenger RNA from Hipposideros armiger (great roundleaf bat), 968 nucleotides. RefSeq names its product modulator of smoothened (gene MOSMO). NCBI's taxonomy places the organism in Eukaryota, Metazoa, Chordata, Mammalia, Chiroptera, Hipposideridae. The record is from RefSeq and is a predicted model, not a curated record. The transcript is spliced from 4 exons. Gene Ontology annotation, cellular component: Golgi apparatus; ciliary membrane. Gene Ontology annotation, biological process: negative regulation of smoothened signaling pathway. Bases 1 to 600 code for a protein of 199 amino acids.